CCACACGUGUUAUAUCUCAACGUCUAAUUCCUUGUUCAUCUAGGCGAAUUUAACUAUGGCGCAGAAGCUGAAUGUCGCUUUUGUGCACCCAGACCUGGGUAUCGGGGGUGCCGAGCGGCUUGUCGUGGACGCAGCCCUGGCACUGCAGCAGCGCGGACACACAGUGACUAUUUACACGAUGCACCACGACCCAGCGCACUGUUUUGCUGAAACGCGCGACGGCACCCUGGAUGUGCGUGUGGGCGGCAACUGGCCUAUCCCGCCGUCCCUGUUUGGCGGGCUACAUAUUUUCUGCACCAUCCUGCGGUCGCUUUUCCUAGCUCGCACCAUUAUCAGCGACCCAGUGCAAUACGAUGUCCUGUUCGUUGACCAGCUAUCGGCACCAAUCCCGCUGCUAAAGUACGCGCAAGCUCAUAUAUUCUUCUACUGCCAUUUUCCAGACAAGCUGCAGGCUAAGCGCGACUCGGUGGGACGAAGGAUCUAUCGAUGGGGGUUUGACUUGCUGGAGGAGCUGACGACGGGCGAGGCAGACGAGAUUGUGGUGAAUAGCAGGUUUACGCAGGAGACGUUCCGGAAAGCGUUCCCAAGAUUGGCCAAGGUGCCGAGGGUGCUAAUGCCGGCGCUGAAUCUGAAGGCGUACGACACCCCGGUAGAUUUGGAGGAUCCGGCAUUGCUGGCGUUGCGGACGGAGAAGGCCAUGGUGGUGUCGAUCAAUCGGUUCGAGCGCAAGAAGGACGUGCAGCUGGCAAUCGACGCGUUCACCAAUGCUCGUGGCCAGAUCAAUGACAAGGAGCUAUGUCUUGUGGUGGCCGGUGGGUGGGACCCAAAGGUAGCCGAAAACACCGAGCACCUGAAGGAGCUUGAGGCGCACGCCAAAUCGCUUGGUCUGCGCACACGCACGCCAGCAGACCCCGAGCAGCUCGCUGACGCGGACGUUCUGUUUCUGCCGUCGUUCACAGAGAACCAGCGCGCGUUCCUGCUAUCAACAGCGCUAUGCAUUCUUUACACCCCCAGCAACGAGCACUUGGGGAUCGUGCCGCUGGAGGCCAUGUACAUGCGCGUGCCCGUGGUGGCUGUAAACUCGGGCGGCCCGCGCGAGACUGUUCUGCACGGAAAGACCGGGUACCUGUGUGAGCCGGACCAGCAAGAGUUUGCAAAGGCAAUUGUCAAAAUUAUCGGCAUGUCGAACGACAAGCGCAGAGCGAUGGGUGAGCUUGGCCAUGCGCGGGUGAAGGAUGGGUUUGGACUGGACGCAUUCGGCUCCAAGCUCGAGGGCAUGUUCAGCGAUAUGCGCAAGCGCCCGCUCUAUGCGUCCUGGGUCUUGGGUGGGAUCCUGAUCCUGUUCAUUGUAUCUGUAGCUUCAUUUACACUGUUUUUAUGCUGGUAA
Linderina pennispora is the source of this 1387-nucleotide messenger RNA. RefSeq names its product UDP-Glycosyltransferase/glycogen phosphorylase. Gene Ontology annotation, molecular function: alpha-1,3-mannosyltransferase activity; GDP-Man:Man(1)GlcNAc(2)-PP-Dol alpha-1,3-mannosyltransferase activity. NCBI's taxonomy places the organism in Eukaryota, Fungi, Kickxellomycota, Kickxellomycetes, Kickxellales, Kickxellaceae. The record is from RefSeq and is a predicted model, not a curated record. The coding region runs from base 56 to 1387 and encodes 443 amino acids. The transcript has 2 exons.